Molecule: messenger RNA, 11352 nt
Organism: Cladocopium goreaui
Lineage: Eukaryota; Dinophyceae; Suessiales; Symbiodiniaceae
Source: the annotation of a GenBank genome assembly
AUGACCGUGGAAUAUCAAUGCGACCUGGGCUACUCUGGUCGACCGUUGGGAGACCUGGCUGAUCUCCGGGACGAGCUUGGGCGAAGGGGAGCACCGGCCUCGCUCACUCAGGCCAACGAGCCUAGGCCUGCUCCCAAGGCAGCGACAGGGGAGACAGGAGGUGACGCCACCACCUCCUCUCCCAAAAAGGCAGAGCCGGAACCGGCUGGGGCCACUGCCAAGGGGAAGCCGUGCGAGCCUCCCAAGGAGCUACAUCCAGAUCGUCCAGAGGAGGUCAAGAAAGAGGCACCAGCUGAGUUAGAAGAGAGGCCGCCAGCAGAACCAGAGGGAAGACCGCCAGCAGAGCCAGCCUCGUCAUCCAGAGGAGUAGAAGAAGCCGCAGUCGACGCAGGUCCAGAAGGGCUUCAUCCAGAGAGAGGGGAGGCACCAGGUCUCCCAGAGGUUGCCAUCGAGACCGCCGAGAACGCAAAAGAAGAGGAGAGACAGGCGCCGCUGAAGGGAGAGAUGCCUCCCAAGAGGGCGCUCAGAAGACCAGCCGCCCGAGUCCGUGGCAUCAGACGCCCUGCGGCGCUUGCAGCUGCUGAGGUCGAGAGGGCUGCAGAUGAGCAGGGCCGGGCGCUGCAUAGCCUUACCCUUCAGGAGCUCCAGGGUUUGGGUGCGGUGUAUCUUUCAGAUGCCCGAUACUAUGGCAGACUGGUCCAGGUUGCAGGAAGGAUGAAUGGCACGCGUCUUGAGGAGGGGCAGAUGUUUGCUGAGCUGGCCGUCACAGGGACGAAGGAUGAUGAGCUGUUGCGGGUGCUCAGCGGCACUCCUGACAAGCUGCUGAGUAUCCACCUAUGCCCUGAAGACUGUGCCGGGAGCUUGACGGAUCCCCUGUUGAUCCAUGGAAGGACGGUGCAACAAGUGGACUUGAAGCGGUUGCCAUGGCUCACCAAUUUGGUGGCUGUAGAACCAGUGCCUGAGAGGGAGCCUGAUGAUAUGGCGAAGCUGAGGGAACUACAAGACAAAGCCCGUGCCGACGCAGAGGUGGACAAGAAGAAGGCGGCCAAGAAGGAGAAGAAGAAGCGCAGAGGUGAUGAAGCAGGUGCUGGUGAAGGGAGGGGUCUGAGACCUCCCAAAAGGCAGCAAGGCGAUUUAGAGACAGGCCAGAAAGCGCUGGAGGAUGUGUACUCCAGCACGGGGCUGGACCCUGACCCUGUGAGGAGAAAGAAGGUCCUGAAGCGAGCCAAGCGUUUGGGCAAGUCCAAGAAGAAAAAGAAAAAGAAAAGCUCUUCCAGCACGGAGGGGGCUGAGAGCACAUCUUCGAGCAGCACAAGUACCACUUCAGGGGGUGAGUCAGGUUUGUUUGGCGAGGACACCAAGCUGGCCAAGAUCUGGAAGCGGUGCCCAGGAGCUCUCACGGCUGGGGGUGUGCGUGAAGCACGUCAAGGUCUCCUCAACCAGACGGGGACCUUGUGGAACGUGCACCAGGUGGAAGUCCCAGCUAUUUUCACUCAAUAUUGCCGUCAGCAGGUGGUCCAGCCACACGCAAUUUCGCCGGCGAUGUCACAGGAAUUGAUGACGCUGGCGCAUGCCGUGGACUACUUGCUCAUGGGAAAAAUAGCUGGUGCAGCUGACAUUUUGUGUCAGCGUAUCAAAUCCCUUGAGGCGGUGGCCAAGGGCUCCCAUUGGUCCACGGGACGACAGCUCGAAUUGGUUCGCCAUGACCAGUACUCCAUUGCUGAAGGUAGUGAAGCCUUGGGGGCAGCCCGAAGAGCGCGGGAAGAAGAACGCCUGAAGAACCUGCUGUCCAAGGAGGCAAAGGCAGAGGAGCCGAGCAGCGGGGGCGAGAUGACGCCAAGAAUGCCGGGAGGAAGUAGUGAGGAGAGAAGGGAGGCAGGCCUCCCAAGGGCAGAACCUAGCAGCAGACCGCAGAAGAGGGCCUUGGCUGAUGCGGAAGUGAUGGCAAUGGCGUCCCCUGAUGAGGAUGCAGCGGCAGGUGUGGUGACUAUGGGUGGCGACAAUGCUGGCAGCGAGUGGCGAUCUGGCGAUGAUUGUAUCACCCUUGGCGAUGUUGAGGCUCUGAUUGAGCAAGCCCAACAUGAUGCUGAGGCAGCACAGGGGAUGGCCCCAUCUGUGGCGGGUGGGGCCUCCCAAACUACAUCUUUGAAUUCGACGAAGGCGAGUCAGGGGAGUUUGAGCGGUGUGCAAGCUCACUCCCAAAAUCUGAGGGGUGCAGUUCAGAGAGCGAUCGACGCCUUCUUUAGUGGGCCUGAAGCGGUCUGCAAGGUAGGCGAUGUGGGCCCGUUGCUUUGGGAUGUUCUGAUGCUCCUUGAAGAAAACGGAUGUUGCAGACCUCGGACCAAGGCAGGAGGAAGAGACAUCUUCCCACUACCUGUCUCAGGACAUCCUAUUGUAGCGGCCCAAGGCUCGGAGUUUUUGAGAGUAGUGGCUGCGUGCCUCAACAGUAUGCACGGGGUCCAAAACUCAGACAGAGGCCGGCCGUCCUCCAUACGAGCCAUGAAAAGAUUGCGGUCGAUUUUGGAGACGUCCUCAAUCCUCAGGGAGCCCUUAGUUAAAGUUGACUUUUCCACUCUGUUCACAGUGAAAGGGGUUGAUUACCGAGGGGAAGAAAUCCGGUUGGCUCGGAAAGUGGUUUGGGAAAGUAUUGAAGCGUCACUUCCUGCUCAUGUGGGUGAAUUCGAUUUACGUGACUUCUGUGAAGGUGGCGUUUUGCACUAUGUGGCCCAUUUUGAGAACUACCUUCUUCCUGUUUCUGACCAACUUAUUGGCAAGCCCCCCCGAGUUUUUGUGGAUGAUGAUUCAUGGGAAUCCUUGGCAAGAGGUCUUCUUGAUCGGGGCAUUUGUGUGCGUCGGAAACUAUCGGAACUACAUCAUGUUGGUUUAUCCCCGCUGGUCAAUGGUUUAUUCUCGGUUAGCAAAGAGGAAUUUCAGGGACCCAUUGAAUUGUGUCGCUUGAUCAUGAACCUCAAGCCACUGAACCAGCUGACACGACCACUUGAAGGUGAUACUUGUACUUUGCCUAUGGUAACCCAGAUGGCUGCCCUUUAUUUGGAUGAUGGGGAACUCCUAUCCACUUCCUCUGAGGACUUGCGCUGCUACUUCUACUUGUUUGCGAUCCCGGAGGCCUGGUACAAGUACUUGGGGUUUGGAAAGGUCCUCCCAAGUAGGAUGAUACCAGUAGAGGAGCGUUCUGAGGAGUGGGUAUUGUGUAGUCGGGUUUUACCUAUGGGGUUUUUAAAUAGUGUGGCCAUUGCACAACAUAUUCACCGUAACGUCGUGCGGAAGUGCCUGGGGUCGCUUUACCCGCCCGUGGGGGCUGAGGGUGAAUUGCGGCGUGACAGGGCCUUUAGUCAAAAAGGGGAACUUUUUCGGGUUUAUUUAGACAACUUUGAUGAGCUCCGGAAGCUUGACAAGCGCACCUAUGAGUUAGUCAGUGGGACCCCUUCAGCCAAUGUAGUGGCAUUACGGGAGGCCUAUCAAAAGGCUGGCCUCCCAACUCACCCCAAGAAGUCAGUGCAGCAGAAAGCUGCUGCGGAAGUUCAAGGAGCUUGGAUCGAUGGGGAUUUGGGUACCAUGUCAGCUAAGCCAAGUAAGGUGGCAAAGUAUGUUGCCUUGACGCUGGAAGCCCUCCGUUUAGGGAAGGCCAGUCAAAAGGAGCUCCAAGUGAUUGGGGGCGGCCUGGUUUACAUUGCCAUGUUUAAGCGUCCGCUGCUAGCGGCCUUAAACCAGAUCUGGCAGGCCAUUGUGAGCCUCGAAGGGGCUCCACGGGGCCAGCGUUUUCCCUUGCGGAGGGAGGUGAUGGCAGAACUGGUUCGGUUCCUGGGCUUGGUGCCCCUGGCAGUGAUGGACUUUAGGCAGGGCUUCGACAGUGUGGUCACUGCCAGUGACGCCUCCAUGACAGGAGGGGGAUUUUGCAUGUCGCAUGGACUUACUCCCUAUGGGGUGUGUGCGGCGCUCAGCUCGGUUAGGGGUGAUAUCCCUGAACAACACGACUUCUGUCAAGUUCUUUCCAUCGGCCUGUUUGACGGGAUAGCGGCCCUUCGGGUGGCGCUUGACGUUUUGCAGGCGCCGGUAGCCGGGCACAUCUCGGUGGAAUCCAAUGACAAGGCCCGCAGAGUCAUGGAAGCCAAUUUCCCGGAUGCUCUGGUGGUCGAUGAUGUCCAAUCGGUGGACGACGCCAUGGUACUGGAGUGGAGCCUUAAAUUCAGUAAUGCUGGGCUUGUCCUGGUGGGAGCUGGACCUCCCUGCCAGGGAGUAUCAGGCUUGAAUGCCGACCGUAAGGGGGCAUUGCGGGAUAUGAGGAGUUGCCUUUUCACCCAUGUACCCAGGAUUACGGCGUUGUGCAAGAAGCAUUUUCCGUGGGCCCAGGUGAAGGCGCUGGCGGAGAAUGUAGCUUCUAUGGACUUCAAGGAUUGUCAGGUAAUGAACGAGGCCUAUGACAUGGAGCCCUGGUUCAUUGACGCAGCUGGCAUUGGGCUGGCCCACAGACCAAGACUCUACUGGGUGGACUGGGAGCUUCGCAACAGUGAAGGUGCGCUACUGGUUUGGGGCUCAGAUGGCCGGUUGCCUGUCCAAGGGGAGGUGCAACUGUCCUCCCAUGUUGAAGCAUCGGCGUUCUUGGAGCCCGGUGGCACAUUGAUGGGUGAUAAGCUGCCAACAUUUACAACAUCGAGGCCUUCUCCGGUCCCGAUGAGGAAACCUGCGGGGCUUAAAAGCUGCCAGGCACAUGAAGUUGACAGGUGGAGGCAAGACCGACACAGAUUUCCCCCGUACCAGUACAAGGAUGCCAACUGCAUAUGGCACAGAGGGGAGGCUAGGCCUCCUAACGUGCGAGAACGGGAGGCCAUAUUGGGUUUUCCCAUUGGUUACACCUCCCAAUGCCUGCGUAAAGCAGAGCAGGGUACUUUGGAGCAUGAAGAUUGCCGGCUUAGUUUGCUUGGAAAUUCUUGGAAUGUGGUUGUGGUGGCAUGGCUUGUCAGCCAAUUGUUGGCACCAUUGGGGCUGAUAGAGCCGAUUGCCUUAGCAGAGCUUGUAGGUCGCCUCACUCCAGGUAAGGGAGGUUCCCUCCCAGCUUUGCUGACAAGACCUCCUUUUGGGCACACGACAACUACUCUUCCUCUGAGCACCGUGCUGGUACAGAAGUUGGCGGGCCUCACCUCCCUGAAGGGCGAAGACAUCAUGAUCCAGUCAGGUACAGAAAUUCCAGUGCGUUAUCAUCGCCUUCGGGCGAGCAUACCAGGGUCAUUGUGGAGAUGGCGAAUAGUGUCUGGGUGGCAGUGGACAGGCAGUCCCGAGCACAUCAAUGUGCUUGAAGCGCGGGCAUGCUUGACUACCUUGAAGUGGAGAGCCGCCCAAUUGAAGCAACAGGAUACCCGCUUCGUGCACUUGGUGGACAGUUUAGUAGUGCUCCACUGCCUCACUAGGGGCAGGAUCACUGGAAAGCUUCUUCAAUUAUCUGGCACGGGCCUUACCCUCCCAAAGCAGAGAGAUACGAUGGAUGGCUUGGUUAGCGACUACAUCGAGUUUCUCUGGAGUGAGGGAGAAGGGAGAGCAGAGGCCAGUAAUGUUUUAGCAGCAUUGCAGGACGCUGAUCCCAAGUUAAAAGGAUGUCUCCCAGGAUGCUGGAGAUUGCUUUGCACUUGGAAUGCAAAUGAGGUGCCGCAACGGGCCCCUCCACUCAGUGAAUCAGUCUUGACAGCUAUGGUUGACUGGGCUGUCAUGCACGAGCAUUAUGAGUUUGGCCUGAGCUUACUGGUAGCAUUUCAUGGCCUUCUCCGUACCGGAGAGUUGUUGGGAAUCCAGGCAUGGCAAGUCAACAUUACAGGCAGUUUCUCUCCAGCUGUUAUCAGCCUUGGCCUGACGAAGUCUGGCAAGUCGGCCACCUGUGGGCCAGAUGGCCAGUGGCAGUUCAUGGGAGACGAGAGGUGUGAACACUCAUUUGCCAUGGCGCGCUCGUACCCUAUGGACUGGAGCUUGCUGGACCAAGGAUUUGAAAGCUACUCCAUCAUGGAUGCCAAACUGAUUUCGCAGUACCCUGAGGCUUCAGCUGCCAGCCAUUUUCGUCCCUCGGUGACGGCAAAAGCUCGGCUGACCCGAGAUCAAGUUCAUAUUCCUGAACUUGAAUGUUUGCAUGUGGUUCCAACUAUUGAACAUUUGAUUCCACGUAUUCUGCCAUGGGAUAGUGAUGAUGAGAAGGCCCUCCAACUCACGGCACUCAACGGAAUGGAUCCGACAUUAGACUUUGGACUGAACCCACGUUUGACCUUAUCAGCCGUUGGGCAGCUUGCAAGCCCACUGCAGGUGAUGUGGGUCAUGGCAGCAAUUUUGACUUGCCUCAAUGAGUUGCGUUAUGGCAAAGUGGAUUUUUCUGCUGAGACCCAACUCCAAGCAUACAUGUCUUGGCUUGUCAUGAAAUGCAACCAAGUUUGGCCUCCGACAGAGGAUGAUGCACGUAUUGCCAAGUUCACUUCCCUUUUGCAUUGUUGGAAAGGUGUUGACCAUUUGUCGUUGGAAGAAUUAAUGUUCCCACAUCGAUGGACAACAAAGAUUGAUGGCCAUGUGACCAUUGCUGCCAUUUUGGAUCUCCUUUUCCGUGAGAACCCUCUCCUGUUGGAGAAAUCGUUACCUGACCAGGAAGCAGCAGAUCAGCAAAUGCAAGAGCUUGAAACGCCUUGGAUGGAAUUUCCAAGCCCGCAUUUGGUAUCUGACUCAUGCCCUGACCUUGAUGCUGCGUUUUGCACAGUGAUUUUUGAUGAUGAUUUUCAUGCACCGGUGAAACUGAACCCUCUCGCUGGUUCCACUGUUCAAGAAUUGCUUGAUGCACAUGCGAAGCUGGUAGGAUCAAAUGGUCACCCUUUGUCCCCGUCCCAUUGUCUUUCGGUUGGUGAGAUGAUUUUUGUGCAUUUGGAACAGCCUGUCAUGCAACAUGUCACAUCAGUUUCGCUGACUAAGUCAACAGAAACUGUCCAGUCUACCUGCCUUGAUCCAGACGUUUCACCUACUGCUGCAUGGACACAGCCGAUUGUUGAGCACAGCCGAAAGCCUUCCGUUUAUGACAUUGGGGAAUGCACGAUUGCACAGAUGAGUGACCAGCCAGAAUGGCUCAAUGCUGAGCCGUUGAAGGGUUUGAAAGGUGAACAAUUUUUCAUGCUGUCAACACCGCACAUUGUGACACCACAGCAAUUGUGGUCAGUGAGAAAUCAGUUUUUGAAAGUCCAAGACAGACUUGCCAUCCUGCAGAAUCAAGGAACAAUCACUUCCGAUGAUGAAAUCAGAUUUCACUUGUUUGCCUUGACACAGAAAUACAUGGAAGCCCAAGUUCACUUUUCAAAAGACCCCGUGAAGAACCUGGUCACCAUUGACCCGCUCAUUGCUUCUGCAUGGCUCAAAGACCAGGCCUUUUCAUGUGAAGAUUGGGGAAAAGACCAUGGAUUUAUUCAUGCUCAAUCUCUGCCUGUUGCCACGGUGUUCAAGUUGGGAUCACACUGGGUACCAGUUUUCAUGCAACCUAUGGGGGAUCAGUUGAACGUGUUCGUUUGGGAUGCUGAUGGAAUUGACCACAUUCCUUUGAACUCAGUCAUUGAGAGAAUUGGACUGGCGGUAGGCUUUGUUACAGUUUGUACCCAGCGUGAUCGCCGCAUGUUCUUCACAUCUGACCUCUGUGGGACACUGGCCAUAGCGUACCUGCACAGCAUGUUGCUUCAGGUUCAACUGCCGGCCAGUCAAGCAGAAACAGAACAAAGAUUUUUGUUGUAUCGAGGUGAAUUUGUCAAGUCUUUCUCAUCAUGUGACAUCACCAGGAUUCACAUUUCGAAAGAUUUGCAUGCGCUUGAAACGAACUUGGACGAAUUCAUUGCUGGCACCAGCAGUCGGCUAUUCCAAGUUGCAUUGGUCAGGAAUCAUUGGAUCCCGAUUCUUGGAGUUCGGACACCGAAUGUUGUUCGUUUGUUUGUCCCUUGCGAUUCUGAGCAGGAUAUUUUCGCUGCCAUUCCCAAGGUUUCUGAGGUGGUCCUCCACCGGGUUGCUGAUGGCCCUUCGCAGAUGUUGUGUGGUGCUCACUCGAUUUAUGUGAUUGCAGGCCUGCUUGGACUCCUUGAAAUCAACACAUGCCAGGAAACCCUUGAAAGUUUUCAUUGCCAGUUGAAGACUGAUUUUUUGAUUGGCGGAUCAUGUUUCAAUUUGACUGGUUGUGUCGGCUUUGGUCCUAAUGGAACUUUGUUGAAAGAUCUGAUUCCUGAACUUGCGCAGCAUGGAGUCCCACCUCACCUUGCGGAGUCCCGCGCAAAUGAUGCAAUCCGUGUGAUUGGUAGUGAACAGCUUUUGACUGCGAUGAAACAACGCCAACCGUGGCGUCAGUUGAAAACCUUGGGUAAUCAAAAGAAAUUCAAGUUUGUUUUGCCCUCUGAGCUUGCACAAGUUGUUGAGAAUAAGGCAACCCAACCAGGUGGCAAAGGAAAAGGUAAACAGUCAGGUAAGACCCAGGCACCCAUGGACCUUGAUCCAGGGAAGUUACAGCUGGUGGAUGGCAUCUUUCGUGCUCAUGGACGUGUGAUCCCUCAAAUCCAUGUCAAACAAAUUGGACCAGUGAGCUCUGGUGUCAUCCUGAUGACACUGGCAGAAGCUGAACCGUACCUCCGAACUGCUCAGUGUGUGUCAUCAGAACCGCUUGCCCUUGCCAUUUUGCACAGGCCAGAUGUUUUUGUUACCACUGCGUUGCCACACAAGUUGAUCACGGUACCUUGUCGAUGCACAGUAGAUAAGGAGCCUGUCCUUGCCGAUGCAACUCUUGUUCAGAUUGGCCAAGGGAUCAUUGAAAAGCAUCAAGGUGCUGACCUGGUUGAGCUCGAGACCCUGGAUGUUGUGACGGUGAAAUACCUGGUUUACCGUGAUGAAAUCCCAUGUUCCUGGGAGGAGUUUUGCAAAGCUCCUAUCAAGUUUCUUGUCAAUGCUGUCCCACUCCUGCGGAGAUGCCAAGACGCAGGAUGCACUUGUGAGAUGUGGCACAACCCUGAAAAUUUGGGUAUCAAGGAACCCAUUUUGGAUGUCUGGAGGAGGCAGUUUCUUCGGAUUGGAUUCAAACCUGCACCAAUGGAGAAAGCGGACAUUUUUUCCGUCUGUUUGCGAGUCCCAUCGCAGAUCCUUGAAGGUCUUUUGGGAGUGAGCGGCACAGCUGGUGCCUAUGGAGAACCUCGUACUGCAGAUGGAACCGAAAUCCUUUCUGAAUACACUGUUGUAUGGUCGCCGAAAAUGAAUGUACAGGAACUCUUGCACCUCAAACAAACUAACCCAGCAAUUAUCGGUAUUGCGAGAGUUGGUGACAGAAGGGGAGUCCGAGUUCACUCUGCUCAGGCAUCUGUCAUUCACAAGUUGCUGAAACCAGAUACGGUAUAUCUUCCACAGGGCCAGAGGGCUUUGUUUUUGGUAGGCCCCUUUCCAUUCGGAAUUGACCGACAUGCAAUCGGAAAGGCGAUGAAGCAGGCUGGAUGGGAAUGUCGUCCACUUCAACCUUCGAUCCCAAUGCCAGGCAAAGGCUCUAUGUGGAUUGUUCAAGCGGUUGAGGUUCCCUCGAACACAAUCAUCCCGACAUCUCAUGGUGAAGUGGUGAUCACACGUCAUAAGCCUGAGCCUAUUGGUAAGACCCCAGUGCAAGCUCCAGUUGCCUCUGCGGCUACACUUGCGUUGUGUGGUGCACAUGCUGACAAGACGGCAAUGGAUCAAGAUCCGUGGACCACCAAAGACCCAUGGGGUGGCUUCAAGCCAAGUACGUCGGCUCACACGGACAACACUGAAAGUCUGCAGCAGCUUGAGCGACGAGUUCAGGAUGCAGUCCUGGCUAAGUUACCUGCACCGGCCAUGGAAGAUGAUAUGCCAGAGCGCAUGAGUUUCUUGGAAGGUUUGUGGCUGGAGAUUGGAACAUUUCUCCAAAUAGCCUUCCAGUUUUUGACCUGCUCCACAAUUUUGGUUUCCGUGAUGUCCAAGAAGUUGCUUGGGAAAGGCACAUUGGAUGAACGGUAUGCAAUGGUUUGGAAACACAUUGAGCAACGUGCAGUGGAGGCUACCAAAAUUUUUGAAUCUGUUGCAUUGGCUGUGAGAGAUUUUGAAGCCCAGCUCAAGAAGUCAUCCCGCUCGUAUGCCAAAUUGCGUAGAGAACGUAACCCAAACAUGAUCUUUCAGGACAUCAAAACUCAGCCGGAUAGAGGCAUUGAUUUGCUGUUGCGGCCGCGUGAAGCUGUUGUCCAGGAAGUCCGAACUGAUGACUCUGCCCUGGUUUUGGACCGCUCGCUUGAUAUCCAACCUGACCAUCCUGUUGUCUGCAAUGGUGUUCCAGUAGAUAUUAUUCAUGCUGAAGACGAUUGCUUGUGGGUGGAAGAUUUGGCUCAAAUUCAGGUGGGAGAUUCAGUCACACAACUGCAACGGCAGGGUCUUGAAGCUGACAUUGGACAGGCCUUCAUUGAUGCUUGGAAGGAAAAAUGGGGACGGCAUGCUGAUGUCCCGGCCGAAAGGUGGAAACCUAUCUUGGACUUUGCCAGAGCCAAGUUGCCUCAAGUCUCCAUGACAUGGCCUCAGCUUGACCCUGCCUCUUUGCGUGAAACAAUUGCUCAAAAGAAAACUGCUACCUCACAUGGUUUGGAUGGAGUGACUCUCCGUGAUUUGAAAGCACUCCCGUUGAAUGCUCUCCAGAAUUUCUGUGAUAUGUUCAGUUGGGCGGAGGCCUUUUUGGUUCUAGGCCUCAAUGCUUUGCAGGGCAGAUUGCGUUUGUCUGCCUGCAGUUAUGCUUUUAAGGUGCGUGCCCUAAAGAGCGCGGCAUGGCCCAAAGGGCUGCAUGCCAUACCAGCCACCACUUUGAGCCUGAGCACCUUCAAGCAGCUCCGAGCAGGUGCAAUGAAGGGGAUAGGUUUGUCAAAGAUUGUGGAAGGCGUGAUGUUGUCCAAGAUGUCCUUGCGCAGUUUGCACAUGGACUCCUACAAAGUGCUGUCAGAGCUGAGCUCUAUGCGAUAUUGCGGGCCCUUGAAUUUGCACGUGCUUGCUCAUUUCAUGUCACACUGUGGUCCGACUGCCACUCGGUUGUGUGUAGACUUAGGACGGAAUACCAACAUCCAUGUUCGUAAAGUUGCGGCGCAUCAAGAUAUCUCCAAGGUGACGUGCCCAGAAGCGCAGUGGAUUGUCCGCCAUAACCGAUUGGCAGACAGAGAGGCUGUUGCUGCCAAUUUCAGGUUGGACGCCAUUGAUCGUUGGUUUUACUCGUGUUGCCCCUUUGCGUUUCGACGGCAAUCAAAGGCAGUUGAUUCCUUACCGUUUGUGUUUGACAUCGACGGUGUUGAUAAGGUGGUGCUCACGAGUUUGGACUAG